Cucurbita pepo subsp. pepo (vegetable marrow) is the source of this 3648-nucleotide messenger RNA. Its product is annotated as protein argonaute 1. Lineage: Eukaryota; Viridiplantae; Streptophyta; Magnoliopsida; Cucurbitales; Cucurbitaceae. The record is from RefSeq and is a predicted model, not a curated record. Gene Ontology annotation, molecular function: RNA binding; protein binding.
AAAAGCAAGUGAGAGUAACAAAAAGUGUAGUGUAGUGUAGUGAGUGGAGAAGCGAGGCGUAGGCGAAACCAAGGGCUUUCUCUCUCUCGGCUGUUGUUCUUUAUUAUUACCUUUCUCUGGCUCUCUCGUCCUGUAAAGCAACGCGAAGCGACGCUGCGGUUUCAGUGGCUCUCUGUUUGUUUCUUUUUUUCACUACUCAUUUUUCAUCACAUCGCUACCGGCGCUUUUCCGGCCACCAUACUUGCUCGUCUGAGUGAUCAUGGGGAGGAAGAAGAAAACUGACGGUGGUGGUGAAAGUUCUGAGUCUCAGGAUGUUGGUGGUCGUGGCUCCCAACGAUCAGCUGAAAGGAGAGAUGGUCCACAGCAACACGGUGGCAGUGGAUAUCAUGGUGGAAGAGGUUGGGCUUCUCAAGGGGGACGGGGAGGUCAAGGUGGUGGUCGUGGCCGAGGAACAUCUCAACAUCAGCACUACGGAGGACCUCCGGAUUACCAAGGCAGGGGUAGAGGUGGGCCAUAUCAGCAUGGAGGACGCGGUAACUAUGGUGGUAAUCGCAGUGGCAUUGGGGGAGGAUCUUCUUCUGGUGGACCAUCCAGGCCACCAGUUCCCGAGCUGCACCAAGCAACCCCAGUGUAUCAAGGUGGGGUGACUCAGCCAAUGUCAUCUCUGGCGAGUUCUUCCUCCCACCCACCCGAUACAUCAUCAAUUGAUCAACAAUUUCAACAAAUUUCCAUCCAGCAGGAAUCUUCUCAAAGCCAAGCAAUUCAACCUGCACCACCAUCUAGUAAAUCUAUGAGAUUCCCUUUGAGACCAGGAAUGGGUAGCUCUGGCAUAAGGUGUAUUGUUAAGGCUAACCACUUCUUUGCUGAGCUGCCGGACAAAGAUCUUCAUCAGUAUGAUGUUACUAUCACUCCAGAAGUCACUUCACGUGUCUAUAAUCGAGCUGUAAUGCAACAGCUAGUGAACUUAUACAGGGUCUCUCACCUUGGUAAUCGUCUUCCAGCCUAUGAUGGAAGGAAAAGUUUAUACACAGCUGGUCCUCUUCCUUUCAUUUCAAAUGAGUUUAGAAUCACUCUUUUUGAUGAAGAGGAUGGAUCAGGAGGACAAAGACAGGAAAGAGAAUUUAAAGUUGUGAUCAAAUUGGCUGCUCGUGCUGAUUUGCACCAUUUAGGGCUCUUUCUGCAGGGCAGACAGGCGGAUGCCCCACAGGAAGCCCUUCAAGUUCUGGAUAUUGUAUUGCGCGAAUUGCCUACUUCAAGGUAUUGUCCAGUGGGCCGAUCAUUUUAUUCUCCUGACCUUGGCAGACGUCAGACAAUGGGUGAGGGGCUGGAAAGCUGGCGGGGCUUUUAUCAGAGUAUCCGUCCUACUCAAAUGGGCCUCUCUCUAAAUAUUGAUAUGUCAUCUACUGCUUUCAUAGAACCUUUGCCUGUCAUUGAUUUUGUGACUCAGCUUCUCAACCGUGAUGUGUCAUCGAGACCAUUAUCUGACGCUGACCGUGUGAAGAUAAAGAAGGCUCUUCGAGGUGUUAAAGUUGAAGUGACACACCGUGGUAAUAUGCGCAGAAAAUAUCGCAUAACUGGUUUGACAUCACAAGCAACACGAGAGCUAACUUUCCCGGUUGAUGAAAGAGGUACUAUGAAAUCAGUGGUCGAGUACUUCUAUGAAACAUAUGGGUUUGUUAUACAACAUACUCAGUGGCCUUGUCUUCAAGUAGGGAACCAGCAGAGACCUAACUAUCUUCCCAUGGAAGUUUGUAAGAUUGUUGAAGGCCAGAGGUAUUCCAAAAGGCUCAAUGAAAGACAGAUAACUGCUCUGCUCAAGGUUACAUGCCAACGACCAAAAGAUAGAGAGGAAGACAUUAUGCGGACGGUACGUCAUAAUGCAUAUCAUGACGAUCCAUAUGCACAGGAGUUUGGAAUUAAUAUAAGUGCUAGGCUUGCGUCUGUUGAAGCUCGUAUUCUUCCUGCACCAUGGCUAAAAUAUCAUGAGACCGGCAGAGAAAAGGAUUGCUUGCCACAGGUUGGACAGUGGAAUAUGAUGAAUAAGAAAAUGUUCAAUGGUGGUACUGUAAACAACUGGAUGUGCAUAAAUUUCUCUCGAUAUGUGCAAGACAGCGUUACUCGUGGAUUUUGUUAUGAACUUGCUCAAAUGUGUUACAUUUCUGGCAUGGCUUUCAAUCCAGAACCAGUGAUUCCUCCUAUUUUUGCUCGUCCUGAUCAUGUGGAAAAGGCCCUUAAAACUCGGUACCAUGAUGCAAUGAGCAUUCUCCAACCCCAGGGCAAGGAGCUUGAUCUGCUUAUUGUUGUUUUGCCAGAUAACAACGGAUCUCUUUAUGGUGAUUUAAAACGAAUCUGUGAAACGGAUCUUGGCCUCGUUUCCCAGUGCUGUUUGACUAAACAUGUCUUCAAAAUGAGUAAACAGUAUUUGGCCAAUGUGGCCUUGAAAAUAAACGUAAAGGUUGGGGGAAGAAAUACAGUACUUGUUGAUGCAUUAUCUAGGCGCAUACCCUUGGUUAGUGACCGCCCUACCAUUAUAUUUGGUGCCGAUGUAACUCAUCCUCACCCAGGAGAAGACUCAAGUCCAUCCAUUGCUGCUGUUGUGGCUUCUCAAGAUUGGCCGGAAGUUACAAAAUAUGCUGGUUUGGUCAGUGCUCAAGCCCAUAGGCAAGAGCUUAUCCAAGAUCUUUUCAAAACAUGGCAGGAUCCUGUUAGGGGGACUGUAACGGGUGGAAUGGUCAAGGAACUCCUCAUCUCCUUCCGUAGAGCCACUGGACAGAAACCUCAGCGCAUUAUAUUUUACAGGGAUGGGGUUAGCGAAGGACAGUUUUACCAAGUUUUAUUGCAUGAGCUGGAUGCAAUUCGAAAGGCAUGCGCUUCUCUAGAACCAAACUACCAACCUCCAGUGACUUUCGUUGUUGUACAGAAGCGUCAUCACACUAGGUUAUUUGCUAAUAACCAUUCUGAUCGCCACGCUGUUGACAAGAGUGGGAACAUAUUGCCUGGUACGGUCGUUGACUCCAAAAUUUGUCACCCUACGGAAUUUGACUUUUACCUGUGCAGUCAUGCUGGAAUCCAGGGUACAAGUCGUCCAGCUCACUACCAUGUUCUGUGGGAUGAGAACAAGUUCACAGCUGACAGAUUGCAGACUCUAACCAAUAAUCUUUGUUAUACGUAUGCAAGGUGUACUCGCUCUGUUUCUAUUGUGCCCCCAGCCUACUACGCUCAUCUUGCUGCAUUCCGAGCUCGUUUCUAUAUGGAACCCGAGACUUCUGAUAGCGGGUCAAUUAGCAGUGAUGCUGCUGCUGGACGUGGUGGUGGUGGUGGUGGUGGUGGUCGCAGCACACGGGCACCAGGGUUGAAUGCUGCUGUUCGACCUUUGCCAGCUCUCAAAGAGAAUGUUAAGAGGGUUAUGUUCUAUUGUUGAUGUGUUUUACUACCACUGGUUGCUUCACUUCAAGUGUCUUUGUUUAGUUUCCGGAGCUUUGGUUUGAAUUUGUGGAACUUCCCACUUGUGUAUGAUGAUGAACUUCGGUAUUUGUUAUUUUGUGUGUUACAACUCAUUGGUGGCUCAUGCCCAUGCACCCUACGGUGACAUGCUUUGCCGCCCAUUCGAGAACCUUAUAAUGCCAUAAACUUAGCUUUCAACAACUA